Messenger RNA from Adineta steineri, 330 nucleotides. The record is from the annotation of a GenBank genome assembly. Lineage: Eukaryota; Metazoa; Rotifera; Eurotatoria; Adinetida; Adinetidae.
AUGGAUCUGUCUCGUACAAAGAGUUGUGCUGGUAAUAAUACACUUUGUAUUCUUGAUGCUGAUGGUGUUGCUGCCGAAGGUGUUCGUGUUAAUAGUGUUACUGGUGAUGUUGAUAGUCGUCUUUCUUGUUGUCAUCCUUAUCGUUGUAAUGCUAUUGGUGGUAAUGCUGAUGACCUUGUUGCUAAGACUCUUGAUGCUACUCGUACUGGUGCUGAUGAGGAUGCUCAAAUUAAUAUUCCUGAUGGUGCUCCUCUUGGUCUUUGUGGUCAAAAUGAGAAAUUGGAUAUGCAAAAAAAUUCGCCUAGCAACGGUGCCAGCAACUGUGAUUAA